Molecule: messenger RNA, 711 nt
Organism: Vicia villosa (hairy vetch)
Lineage: Eukaryota; Viridiplantae; Streptophyta; Magnoliopsida; Fabales; Fabaceae
Exons: 1
Coding region: 1-711 (236 amino acids)
Source: RefSeq, a predicted model, not a curated record
AUGGCAGCUAUCCAAGAGUUCUUUGUGCACAAACAACUCUAUGCAACUGUGAAUUAUGUUAUUGUCACACUCAUCCCCCAAAACCCCAUAGGCAAAGAGUAUGAAAUGUUAAGACCUAUUGCAUGUUGUACGACUAUUUACAAAAUCAUUUCUAAGGUGCUGACAACUAGGCUCGGCAGAGUGAUUAAUGAGAUUGUGGGUAAUAAUCACUCAGCAUUUCUUCUUGGAAGAGUAAUUCACGUCAACAUCUUAAUGGCACAUGAGCUGUUGAGAGGAUACAACCGAAAGUACAUAUCCCCUAGAUGUCCCAUUCAAAUGGACACCCAUAAAGCGUAUGAAACGGUGGAAUGGCCUGCAUUGGAAAUCCAAAGGUGUCUGAAUACUUUGAAGAAAAAGCCUGACUUCAAUUUCCACCCAAGAUGUGAAAAGUUCCACAUCACUAAUAUCAGUUUCCUAGACGAUCUCAUCCUGUUCAAUAGAGGAUACAUCACUUCUAUCAACAUCUUAUUGGGUGAGUUCAAGAAAUUUUCACAAGCCACUGGUUUGGUAGCCCACCCUACAAAAUGUAAGUUGUACUUUGGUGGAGUUCAGGUUAAGGACAAACAAGAUAUUAUGCUAGUUAUAAGAUUUCUGGAAGGCGAUUACCUUUCAAAUACUUGGGAGUUCCCCUCUCAAGCAGGAAACUCACCAUACAAAAAUGUCGACCAUUGA